Messenger RNA from Cavia porcellus (domestic guinea pig), 5213 nucleotides. RefSeq names its product copine 1 (gene Cpne1). The transcript is spliced from 18 exons. Gene Ontology annotation, molecular function: calcium-dependent phospholipid binding; RNA binding. Gene Ontology annotation, cellular component: plasma membrane. Gene Ontology annotation, biological process: cellular response to calcium ion; positive regulation of tumor necrosis factor-mediated signaling pathway; regulation of canonical NF-kappaB signal transduction. Bases 273 to 4886 code for a protein of 1537 amino acids. The record is from RefSeq and is a predicted model, not a curated record. NCBI's taxonomy places the organism in Eukaryota, Metazoa, Chordata, Mammalia, Rodentia, Caviidae.
GAGCGGCUGAGCGGGCUGGCGGCCAUUUUGUGAAGCGGCGAAGGAGGUGGUCGCUGCGCUGGGCUCCAGGAAGCCGUUCGGGCUGGGGCUGUCGGCCGCGGGGCAGAGGCACUCGCGCGGGGGGUAACUCGGGUCUGGGUUCUGGUGACGCGCAAGCUCUCCCCGUCUAAAAGUUGGUUUUAAUUGGUUGCCCACAGGAUUGACUUGGCCUCUACUUCUUGUUAAGAAAAUACAUCUCUUGUUUUAUCAGGUGUGUGUGGUUUCAGCGCAGCAUGGCUGUGGUCAUCCGUUUGCAAGGUCUCCCAAUUGUGGCGGGGACUAUGGACAUUCGCCACUUCUUCUCUGGAUUGACCAUCCCUGAUGGGGGCGUGCAUAUUGUAGGGGGUGAACUGGGUGAGGCUUUCAUCGUUUUUGCCACUGAUGAAGAUGCAAGGCUUGGUAUGAUGCGCACAGGUGGUACAAUUAAAGGGUCAAAAGUAACACUGUUAUUGAGUAGUAAAACAGAAAUGCAGAAUAUGAUUGAACUGAGUCGUAGGCGUUUUGAAACUGCCAAUUUAGAUAUACCACCAGCAAAUGCUAACAGAUCAGGACCACCACCUAGCUCAGGAAUGAGUGGCAGGGUAAACUUGCCUACAACAGUAUCCAACUUUAAUAAUCCUUCGCCAAGUGUAGUUACUACUACCACUUCUGUUCAUGAAAGCAACAAAAAUGUACAGACAUUUUCUGCGUCCAACGUAGGAACUGCUCCUCCAAAUAUGGGAACUUCUUUUGGGAGCCCAACGUUCAGCUCUACCAUUCCAAGUACAGCCUCUUCAAUGAAUACAGUCCCUCCACCACCAAUUCCUCCAAUUCCAGCAAUGCCAUCUCUGCCACCGAUGCCAUCCAUUCCCCCAAUACCAGUUCCUCCUCCAGUACCUACAUUGCCUCCAGUUCCACCUGUUCCCCCAAUUCCCCCAGUCCCUUCUGUGCCACCCAUGACCCCACUGCCACCCAUGUCAGGCAUGCCACCCUUGAACCCGCCACCGGUGGCACCUCUACCUGCUGGAAUGAAUGGCUCCGGAGCACCUAUAAAUCUGAACAAUAAUCUGAACCCUAUGUUUCUGGGUCCAUUGAAUCCUGUUAAUCCUGUCCAGAUGAACUCUCAGAGCAGUGUGAAACCACUUCCCAUCAAUCCUGAUGAUCUGUAUGUCAGUGUGCAUGGAAUGCCCUUUUCUGCAGUGGAAAAUGAUGUCAGAGAUUUUUUCCAUGGGCUCCGUGUUGAUGCAGUGCAUUUGUUAAAAGAUCAUGUAGGUCGAAAUAAUGGGAAUGGAUUGGUUAAGUUUCUCUCCCCACAAGACACAUUUGAAGCUUUGAAACGAAACAGAAUGCUGAUGAUUCAACGUUAUGUGGAAGUUGGUCCUGCCACAGAGAGACAGUGGGUAGCUGCUGGAGGCCAUAUUACUUUUAAGCAAAGUAUCGGACCUUCUGGACAAACUCAUCCCCCUCCUCAGACACUUCCCAGGUCAAAAUCGCCCAGUGGACAGAAAAGGUCAAGGUCAAGAUCACCACAUGAAGCUGGUUUUUGUGUUUACUUAAAAGGGUUACCAUUUGAAGCAGAAAACAAACAUGUCAUUGAUUUUUUUAAAAAGUUGGAUAUUGUGGAAGAUAGUAUUUAUAUAGCUUAUGGACCCAAUGGGAAAGCAACUGGUGAAGGCUUCGUAGAGUUCAGGAAUGAGGCUGACUAUAAGGCUGCUCUGUGUCGCCAUAAACAGUACAUGGGCAAUCGCUUUAUUCAAGUUCAUCCAAUUACUAAGAAAGGUAUGCUAGAAAAGAUAGAUACAAUUCGGAAAAGACUCCAGAACUUCAGCUAUGACCAGAGGGAAAUGAUACUAAAUCCAGAGGGAGAUGUCAAUUCUGCCAAAGUCUGUGCCCAUAUAACAAAUAUUCCAUUCAGCAUUACCAAGAUGGAUGUUCUUCAGUUUCUUGAAGGAAUCCCAGUGGAUGAAAAUGCUGUACAUGUUCUUGUUGAUAACAAUGGGCAAGGUCUAGGACAGGCAUUGGUUCAGUUUAAAAAUGAAGAUGAUGCACGUAAGUCCGAACACUUACACCGUAAAAAACUUAAUGGGAGAGAAGCUUUUGUUCAUGUCGUUACCCUAGAAGAUAUGAGAGAAAUUGAAAAAAAUCCCCCUGUCCAAGGAAAAAAGGGGUUAAAGAUGCCUGUGCCAGGUAAUCCUGCAGUACCAGGAAUGCCCAACACAGGAAUGCCCAACGCAGGAAUGCCCAAUGCAGGAAUGCCCAGUGCAGGAAUGCCCAGUGCAGGAAUGCCCAAUGCAGGAAUGCCUGGUACUGGAAUGCCCGGUUCAGGGAUGCCUGGUGCAGGAGUACCCGGUGCGGGAGUGCCUGGUACAGGUGUGCCUGGUGCGGGAGUACCCGGCGCAGGAGUACCUGGUGCGGGAAUGCCUGGUGCGGGAAUACCCGGUGCGGGACUGCCUGGUGCCGGAAUACCUGGUGCUGGACUUCCCGGUGCGGGAAUACCUGGUGCUGGAAUACCUGGUGCGGGAAUGCCCGCUGCAGGAAUACCCACUGCAGGAAUGCCAGGUGCAGGAGGUGAAGAGCAUGCCUUCCUGACAGUAGGAUCAAAGGAGGCCAACAAUGGUCCUCCAUUUAACUUUCCUGGUAAUUUUGGUGGGUCAAAUGCUUUUGGGCCACCUCUUCCUCCUCCAGGAUUAGGAGGGGCCUUUGGUGAUGUGAGGCCUGGUAUGCCUUCAGUUAAUAACAGUGGUUUGCCUGGUCUAGGAUUGGAAGUUCCAGGUUUUGGAGGUGGACCAAAUAAUUUAAGUGGGCCAUCAGGAUUUGCAGGGGGCCCUCAGAAUUUUGGAAAUGGCCCUGCUACCUUAGGUGGCCCCCCUGGCUUUGGAAGUGGCCCUCCUGGUCUUGGAAGUGCCCCAGGGCAUUUGAGUGGACCACCAGCCUUUGGCCCUGGCCCUGGCCCUGGCCCUGGCCCUGGCCCUGGCCCAAUCCAUAUUGGUGGUCCCCCUGGCUUUGGGUCUAGUUCUGGAAAACCAGGACCUACUGUAAUUAAAGUUCAGAACAUGCCCUUCACUGUGUCUAUUGAUGAGAUUUUAGAUUUCUUUUAUGGCUAUCAAGUUAUCCCAGGCUCAGUGUGUUUAAAAUACAAUGAAAAAGGUAUGCCCACAGGUGAAGCCAUGGUGGCCUUUGAAUCCCGGGAUGAAGCCACAGCUGCUGUCAUUGACUUAAAUGACAGGCCAAUAGGCUCAAGAAAAGUAAAACUUAUGGCCCACUGCAAGACUUUGGUUCAGCUCUCCAUUUCCUGUGACCACCUCAUUGACAAAGACAUCAGCUCCAAGUCUGACCCACUCUGUGUCCUUUUACAGGAUGUAGGAGGGGGUAGCUGGGUUGAGUUUGGCCGGACCGAGCAAGUACGGAACUGCUCAAGCCCUGAGUUCUCCAAGACUUUGCAACUUGAAUACCACUUUGAGACAGUCCAGAAGUUACGAUUUGGAAUCUAUGACAUAGACAACAAGACACCAGAGCUGGCAGAUGAUGAUUUCCUAGGGGGAGCUGAGUGUUCUCUAGGACAGGUUGUGUCCAGUCAGAUACUGACUCUACCCUUAAUGCUGAAGCCUGGAAAACCUGCUGGGCGGGGGACCAUCACGGUCUCCGCUCUGGAGUUGAAGGACAGUUGUGUAGUAACCAUGGAAGUGGAGGCCAGAAACCUAGAUAAGAAGGACUUCCUGGGAAAAUCAGAUCCAUUUCUGGAAUUCUUCCGCCAGGGUGAUGGAAAAUGGCAUCUGGUAUACAGAUCUGAGGUAAUCAAGAACAACUUGAACCCUACAUGGAAGCGCUUCUCAGUUCCCCUUCAGCAGUUGUGUGGUGGGGAUUACAGCACACCAAUUCAGGUGCGCUGCUCAGACUAUGAUAAUGAUGGGUCACAUGAUCUUAUUGGUAUCUUCUACACCAGCUUGACCCAGCUGCAGGCAGUCCCGGCCGAGUUUGAAUGCAUCCACCCAGAGAAGCACCAGAAAAAGAAAAGCUACAAGAACUCUGGGACUGUCUGUGUCAAGGUUUGCCAGGUGGAAACAGAAUACUCUUUCCUGGACUAUGUGAUGGGUGGUUGCCAAAUCAACUUCACUGUUGGCGUGGACUUCACUGGCUCCAAUGGAGACCCCUCCUCUCCUGAUUCGCUGCAUUAUCUGAGUCCUACAGGAGUCAAUGAGUAUCUGACAGCACUGUGGAGUGUGGGCAGUGUGAUUCAGGACUAUGACUCGGACAAGCUAUUUCCAGCAUUUGGGUUUGGGGCUCAGGUGCCUCCUGACUGGCAGGUAUCGCAUGAAUUUGCCUUGAACUUCAAUCCUAAUAAUCCCUAUUGUCCAGGUAUUCAGGGCAUUGUAGAUGCCUACCGCCAGGCCUUGCCUCAAAUUCGCCUCUAUGGGCCCACCAACUUUGCACCCAUCAUCAAUCAUGUAGCCAGAUUCGCAGCCCAGGCUGCAUAUCAAAGGACUGCGUCACAAUACUUUGUGCUGUUGCUGUUGACUGAUGGUGCUGUGACAGAUGUAGAGGCUACCUGCCAGGCUGUGGUAAAUGCCUCAAAGCUGCCUAUGUCAGUGAUCAUUGUGGGUGUGGGCGGAGCUGACUUUGAGGCCAUGGAACGGUUGGAUGCUGAUGGUGGACCUCUACGUACACACUCUGGAGAGUCAGCAGCCCGUGACAUAGUGCAGUUUGUGUCUUACCGUCGUUUCCAGAAUGCCCCUCGGGAAGCACUGGCACAAGCUGUGCUUGCUGAAGUGCCCACACAGCUGGUCUCCUACUUUAAAGCCCAGGGUUGGACCCCACUCAAAAUGCCUCCAUCCCCAGCCAAGGUUCCUGCACAGGCUCCCCAGGCCUAGGUGGUGCUUUAGAUUUUAUAUCUGCUUAUUAUUUGCUACUUUUUUUUUUUUUUUUUUUGAACUCACGACCAUGCGUUUGCAAGGCAGGCGCUUAUGCCACUGAGCUAACUCCCCAACCCUGCUACUUUUUUUUUUAAAGACAGGGUCUCAUUUUGUAGUGGACCCUGGCUUUAAACUCAUUCUGUAGUCCAGGCUGGACUCAAAUUCACAGUGAUCCUUCAGCCUUAGCCUCCUGAAUGCUGAGAUUACAGGCAGGCCUGUUACUGCUAUUCUCGAUCUCAUGCUUGUUCUUGGCCCCUCUUAUUCAAUAAAGACCAGUAAAAACCA